CACGCCCAGAGGGCCCUCGACAUGAUCCCUUCAUGCUUUGGGCCACGUGUCGAUUUGUUUCACUUUUCAUCUUGCCGUCUCGGAAGCAACUCCAAGUCUCGAAGAAGUCUCCAGCACAAUGCCGAUCCAGGUCCCCGGAUAUCACACCAACACCCCGCUGCACCCGUCGUUCGACGAGGACAUCCGUGACCUUCACCUGCUGUACGACUACGACGCCGAGGGCGCCGAUGGCAAGCCUGAGAAGUGGCGCUACGAGAUGUGGUUCUUCUCGGAGAACCGUAUCGUGUACUCGAUCCACGGCGGUCCCAUGGCCGGACGUCUCAACUAUCAGACCGUCGCCUUCCAGUGCAUCCGCCCGGGUGAGCUGUGGCAAUGCAACUGGCUGGAGGAGACCGGCACCAUCGUGUCGCUCGUGUACGACAUCAAGAAUGCUAAGAUCACCACCAUGAUCGGCUUCUCUAAGGGCCACUGGGAGAACCCCGACGACGCACACGGCGACAAGCGCAACCCUGAGGACUAUGCUCGUUGGCGCAAGCUGGCUGAGCACGGAAACAACCGUGACCGCCUCAUCCUGAGCGAGCAGGCCACCAUCCUCGAGACGUUCAAGGGCGCCGGCAACCUCGUGCCGAUCGCCCCCGACGCUGAGACCCUCUAAGUGUGUUGGUCAAGCAGGCGUUAGGGACAUCUAUCCGUGUUAAGACUCUGCGUUGAGGUUAGACCACCUGCUCGCUGCUAACAAACAGUAAAUAAACCCCCGAUCUUGCGCGUAUA
Phytophthora infestans T30-4 is the source of this 771-nucleotide messenger RNA. RefSeq names its product phenol acid carboxylase, putative. Lineage: Eukaryota; Oomycota; Peronosporomycetes; Peronosporales; Peronosporaceae. The record is from RefSeq and is a predicted model, not a curated record. Gene Ontology annotation, molecular function: carboxy-lyase activity. The coding region runs from base 119 to 655 and encodes 178 amino acids. The transcript has a single exon.